AUGAAGAACAGAUUCAACACAUAUGAUAUUAUGUGCAUGGUCACAGAAUUACAAAGACUAAUUGGAAUGCGAGUAAACCAAGUCUAUGACAUAGACAACAAGACAUAUGUGAUCCGUCUACAGAGGUCGGAGGAGAAGAGUGUGCUACUCUUGGAGUCCGCCAACAGAUUCCAUACCACACAGUUCGAAUGGCCCAAGAAUGUUGCUCCAUCUGGAUUUACUAUGAAGCUCCGAAAACACUUAAAAAACAAACGCCUGGAGAAGCUCUCACAGUUGGGCAUUGAUCGUAUAGUAGACCUGCAGUUUGGCAGCGGGGAGGCAGCGUAUCAUGUCAUUCUGGAGCUGUAUGACAGGGGUAACAUAGUGCUCACUGACUACGAGUGGACUAUACUUAAUGUGCUCCGGCCUCAUGUUGAAGGGGAUAAGGUUAGGUUUGCAGUAAAAGAAAAGUAUCCAUUAGACAGAGCGAAAACGAGCUACGCAGCGCCAUCUGCCGAGGCUCUACAGGAGAUACUCACCAACAGCAAGCCAGGAGAUAAUCUGAAGAAAGUACUUAAUCCUAAAUUAGAAUUCGGUUCAGCAAUCAUAGACCAUGUUCUACUAGAGAAUGGUCUGUCAGGCACCAUGAAAAUUGGUAAGGAGCCCGGCAAGGGGUUCAAUGUGGAACAGGAUCUGGAGAAGCUGGUGAAAGCGCUGAAACAGGCUGAAGAACUGCUGGAUGUUGCUAGGACGCAGGUGGCCAAGGGCUACAUAACACAGAAGAAGGAGACCCGUCCGAACCCUAAUGGAGAAGGCUCCAGUUUCCUGCUCAUCGGGCAGGAGUUCCACCCGAUGUUAUUUGCUCAGCAUCGAGAGAUGCCCCACGCUGAACAUGAGACCUUCGACCGAGCGGUGGAUGAGUUCUUCUCUACUCUAGAAGGACAGAAGAUUGAUAUGAAGACGGUGCAAGUGGAACGCGAAGCUCUAAAGAAGCUGCAGAACGUGCGCAAUGACCAUGAGAAGCGAGUGACAGAGCUGUGCCGGGCUCAGGACGAGGACCAGAAAGCUGCUGAGCUGAUCUCCCGGAACCAACCUCUCGUGGAGCAGGCGAGGUUGGCUGUACAGGCUGCUAUUGCGAACCAGAUGUCAUGGGACGACAUACACCUCCUAGUGAAGACGGCCCAGGACAACGAUGAUCCCAUAGCGUCCUGCAUCAAGCAUUUGAAGCUGAACACCAAUCAUAUCACCUUGUUGUUGACUGACCCUUAUGAUGAAGAGGAUCUGAAGCCGAUGCUGGUGGAUAUCGACCUGUCGCUCACUGCUUAUGCUAAUGCUAGAAGGUACUACGACCAAAAACGCAACGCAGCCAAGAAACAGCAGAAGACGUUAGAAUCCGCCGGCAAAGCGCUGAAGAGUGCGGAGAGAAAGACCAAGCAGACGUUGAAGGAAGCUCACACUGUCAGCAACAUCAUCAAGGCGAGGAAGACUUACUGGUUCGAGAAGUUCUUCUGGUUUAUCUCUUCUGAUAAUUAUCUGGUGAUAGGCGGGCGCGACCAGCAACAGAACGAGCUGCUGGUGAAGCGGUACCUGCGCGCGCGCGACGUGUACGUGCACGCGGAGGUGACGGGCGCGUCCUCUGUCGUCGUCAAGAACCGCGCCGCCGGGGACGUGCCGCCCAGGACGCUCGCCGAGGCGGGACAGGCUGCCGUAGCUUAUAGCGUGGCCUGGGAAGCGAAAGUCCUGACCCGUGCAUGGUGGGUGUACGCGUCCCAAGUAUCGAAGUCCGCACCCACGGGCGAGUACCUCACGACCGGCUCCUUCAUGAUCCGUGGACGCAAAAACUACUUGCUACCUGACCAUCUGCAGUUCGGAUUCAGUUUUAUGUUCCGGUUGGAGGACAGUUGUAUAGAGCGUCACCGCGACGAGCGCAAGCCGAUCGCGCUGGACGACGCGUCCGUGGUCACCUCCACGCAGGAACUGGAGGAGGACCAGGAGAUACUCGUCUCUGAUGAUGACGAGCCAUCAGAUAAAGAAGAAGAAAAAGAAGAAUCCAGCAAAUUAGACGCUAUAAGAGAAGAGUCACAACCAGCUGGAGAAGAUACAGAAGCCACAGAAGACAAAGAAGCAGAGGAGAUUGAACAAAGAGAGAAUGAGAAGCAGAAAGAAGAGGAUUCGGACGAUGACAGUGAUUCUUCUGAGGAGGAUGCUCUUGAUACACAUAUUAAGGUGGACCACGGUACCGGCGAGGUGUUCGUCCGAUCUACAUCCAGAACUAUUUCCGAAAUGUCGGAUAGAAGCGAAGACAAAAUGCCAUCAUUCCCGUCGUUACCAAAGAAGGGAGGUAAGAAGCAGCCGCAGAAACAGCAGAAGACGAAAGAAGAGAAGCAAGAGAAGAAAGAAGGAAUGAAACGCGGACAGCGCAGCAAGUUGAAGAAGAUCAAGGAGAAGUACAAGGACCAGGAUGAUGAGGACAGAGCUAUUAUGAUGGAACUGCUACAGUCGGCUAAAGGCGAGAAGGAAUCGAAGAAGGCCCAGAAGAAGGCUGCAGCGGCUAAGGCUAACAAGGUGAAGGUGCCCAAGGGAAGCAAGAUCCCGCAGCCCGCGCCCCUACUGCUGGAGGCGGACUCCGAGCCUGAGGACCUGGAGAAUGAACCUGAUUUGGAGCAGACAGGUCCGGACGCGGACUCCGACCUCCUGAACCAGUUGACUGGUGUACCAAACGAGGAUGACGAGCUACUCUUCGCUGUACCUGUCGUGGCGCCAUACUCCGCCCUUAUAAAUUACAAAUACAAAGUUAAGUUAACACCAGGCACCGGCAAGCGAGGUAAGGCAGCAAAGACAGCAGUACAAGUAUUCCUCCGCGACAAGGCAGGCACUGCCAGAGAAAAGGAUCUACUCAAAGCCGUCAAAGAAGAAAAUAUCGCCCGCAACUUCCCCGGCAAAGUGAAACUGUCCGCGCCACAGUUGCAUAAACAUAAGAAAUAG
Messenger RNA from Spodoptera littoralis (African cotton leafworm), 2964 nucleotides. The record is from the annotation of a GenBank genome assembly. Lineage: Eukaryota; Metazoa; Arthropoda; Insecta; Lepidoptera; Noctuidae.